Alnus glutinosa is the source of this 1549-nucleotide messenger RNA. Its product is annotated as tubulin-folding cofactor C. Gene Ontology annotation, biological process: tubulin complex assembly; post-chaperonin tubulin folding pathway. NCBI's taxonomy places the organism in Eukaryota, Viridiplantae, Streptophyta, Magnoliopsida, Fagales, Betulaceae. The transcript has 2 exons. Bases 79 to 1173 code for a protein of 364 amino acids. Gene Ontology annotation, molecular function: tubulin binding. Gene Ontology annotation, cellular component: cytoplasm. The record is from RefSeq and is a predicted model, not a curated record.
UUGGUUCCCAACAAUUGAACUAGAAUCCGACUGAACUAACCCGCUUCCUGCUCCUUUCUCUUCUCGCAGACUCAGACAAUGGAAACCGAAGAAGAAGAAGAAAGACUCUCACUCCCAACCUCAAACCAAACCCUUACAGACCCAACCCUCCACCAAAAGCACCAGUCAAUGCUCGCGCGCCUUUCCAACCGCCACCAAACUCGCGUCGAUAACUCACUCGCCCGCCGAUCCGACUCGGAUUCCAACUCGCCCUCCUCUGCCUCCGCCUUCCUCUCCCGCUUCUCCGACUCCAAGCGCUCCAUCGAGGCCCAUAUCGUCCAGUCCCGACUCGACCACCCAACCGAUCCGAGCGAAGUCAAAUCCCACCUCGACUCCAUCUCCGCCUCUAUCUCGGACCUCGAAAAGCUCGUCGCCGAGAGCUCCUUUUUCUUGCCCUCCUACGAGGUCCGCUCCUCCCUCAAAGCCGUCUCCGAUCUCAGACAAUCCCUCGACAAUCUGAGCUCCGAGCUCAUCCCCAAAAAGAAAUUCGCUUUCAAGAACAAAGCCUCCAAGAGAGACCCAGCCACUGAACCGAAACAAACCACGACAGAAGAAAAGUCCGAUUCCGUUUCAACUUCGCACGAGAAAUUGGGUUUCCAGGUGAGGGAUUCGCCGGGUUUUAGAGACAAAAAGGGUGAGAUUUUGGUUGAGAAUUUCAAGGGUUCCGAGAUUGGAGAAUUCACGGUUUCCGAUCUCGAUUCUUGCGAGGUGAAGUUGAUUGGUUCCGUGAGAGCGUUAUUUGUUCAUAGGCUGAGGAACUGUAGGGUUUAUGCUGGGCCGGUGAUAGGCUCGGUUCUGAUUGACGAAGCUGAGGGGUGUGUUUUUGUGAUGGCGUCGCAUCAAAUUCGGAUUCAUAAUGCGAAGGGGUGCGAUUUCUAUUUGAGAGUGAGGAGUAGGCCGAUAAUCGAGGAUAGCAGUGGCGUGAGGUUUGCGCCGUACUGUUUGAGCUAUGAAGGUGUGGAGGAGGACUUAAGGGAUGCGAGUCUGGAUGAGGAGACGGGGAAUUGGGCCAAUGUGGAUGAUUUCCGGUGGCUGCGCGCGGUUCAGUCGCCAAAUUGGUCGCUUUUGCCGGAAAAUGAGAGGGUUCGGAUGGUUAACAUUUUGGAUUUGGGAGGUGGGAUUGAAGGCAAUUAGCUUUUGGUUCAGCCUCUUGUAUUUAGUGGAAAGCUUACUGGCUUCAACCAUCUGAUAAUGAAACAAGCACAUGAACAGUCAACAGAGAUCUCUGUAUAUUGGUUGGCCCAUUAUUUAGUAUUUCUACCUCUCUGAUCUUUCCCACUACUUUCUGGUGCUGGCUAGGCUUGAAAAGCAUCCAUGUCUUUUUAAUCACAAUCGGAUGACUCGGACUUGACUAUAUUGUUGGCCUUGUGGACGGGAAUCUUGCCAGCAGUUUUUUUUUUAUCUUUACUAUUCCAAUUAAAGAAUUACAUGUUUGAAAAUGAUGGAGUUUUGGACUUUCUGGUUAACUGUUCUGCAUGUAAGUCAAAAUCAAAGAUCCCUUUGAAGUUUU